AAGCUCCGGUGGAACCAGAUGAAGAGAAACAACCAGGAGAGAAACAAAGUUUAAAGAUCAUCAUUCACAGAGUCUUGUUUCUGGACGUCCGGCCGAUCGAUCACUCGCACACAGAAAACAUGGCCUCCGUCGCCCCCUUCAGCCGCAGGCAGUGGGCGUCCCAGUCACUGAGGGUCACCGCCAAGGAGAUGUCCAUCGUCUCCGCCCGGGGCAAAACCAACGCCAUCGCAGAGCGCUUCUCCAAGUAUCAGAUGGCAGCGGAGGAGGGAAAUGCAGAGAAGAAGAAAACGGCUGCAGAACCUCUGCCCUCAGCGUUACGCAGCGGGAAUCUAAGUGUUUUAAAGAAACGCUGGGAACAGCAGCAGCCGUCGUCCUGUCACCGAGCCCAAACUCAGGAGGCCACACCCUGCGGCCCCGCCGACCCUCAGAACCCCAUCAGCCAAUCGACGGGCCCCAAAGCCUCACCCAGGUCACUGUUCAAGAGCCGCUCGGACACCUGGGGGAGCUCCGCUGUGCCACAGGAGCAGGACACGGAGCCACAGCCUGAGACCGGUGAGGAUCAGCUGGACCUGACGGACAUGGAGGCGCCGCCGAGCAGAACGACCGACGAGCUGGAGGCUGCGGCCGACGUGUCUGAGUGUGAGAAGCCCAGCGUCCCCCUCAACAGCCUGAAGAGGAUGUUCGAGACGGGAGAGAAGCCGAGAGACGAGGAGUCCAGGGAACAGACGGGCGAUAACAUGGAGCAGAUACUAGGAGAUGGAAGUCUCGCUGACUCCACUCCUCUCCGGGACAGGAUGGCCCUCUACCAAGCUGCCAUCUCCAAGCAGGACGUCACCAGCGAACAGCUGGACGGUUUCUGUGGGAAGCAGAAGGAGAACGUCCCUCCGUGCUCUCUGGACCUGAGUCCAGAGUCCGAAGCAAACGGCAGAAGAGUUUUAACUGCAGAAAGCAACGGUUCUGGUCCCGGCGCCCCGGUGUCGUCCAAUCAGAAGGACUCGUCUCAGCCCAAGACUCCCAGAAACUUCCGGCUGCCGGUGAGGGAGACCUGCGUGUCCUGUCUGAAGACGGUGUAUCCUCUGGAGAGGCUGGUGGCCAAUCAGCACGUUUACCACAGCUCCUGCUUCCGCUGCUCGCACUGCAACACCCAGCUCAGUCUGGCGAACUACGCCUCCCUGCACAACAACGUGUACUGCAAGCCGCACUUCUGCCAGCUCUUCAAGGCCAAGGGCAACUACGACGAGGGCUUCGGCCACCGGCCCCACAAAGAGCUGUGGGAGAGCAAAGACGACGCCGGUGAGUCUCCGCCGCCGAACAGCCUGAAGAUCCAGAGCUCGGCCCCGGCCUCGGACCUGGACAGCCCCAGCGUGGAGGACUCCCCGCUGGCGAAGGUCAACGUCCUGAUGGCCACGAUGGAGGCGCUGGGUCAGGGGUCGGCAGAGAAGGCCGACAGACCCACCGAGGGGCGCCGACUCAAGAUCUCCUGGCCGCCACGCACCGAGCCGGAGGAGGGCGGAGCCACCACAGAGGGGGGGUCUGCUGGUAAACCCAUCAGAGCCAAGUGGCCCCCGGAGGACGACUCCCCCUCCUCACCCACCGAAGAGGCCAGGGAGACGUCCUGCCUGCUCAACAGCUCCUCCCUGAAGGAGCGCAGCCUCCCCUUCACGCUGGCCAACAGUCCUGACUCCAGGAAGCAGAGUUCACCUCCUCCUCCUGAGGAGCUCAGCCCUGAACCCUCCGGCAUGGAGCUGCAGCUCGGAGACGGCCAGUCGUCCCACAGCCAAACGCCCACUGACGACAACUGCGUCGACAUUCACACCAGCUCAGGGGAGGAGGAGCAGGAGGAGCAGGAGGGAGAGAUGAAGAGCGAAGAAGUGGCGGAGCAUCAUGUCGUCCAGGAGGAGGAAGAGGAGGACGCUCUGGGAGGACGAGCUGAGCAACAGGAGGAAGACGAGGUAGAUAAGAUGGAGGAGGAGGAGGAAGAUGGAGGCGUGUUGGAGGAGAUGCCGACAGAGCAGGUCUCGUCUCCUGAGGUGGAGGUGGAGGCCAGCAAGGCGUCCCAGGACGUGGGGUUCUGGGACAGCGAGGAGGUGGAUGAUAAAGAGGAGGAGGAGGCGCUGACGGUGGAGGAGAUGAUCAAACGUAACCGUUUCUACGAGGAGGAAGAGGAGGAAGAGGAUGUGUGAGGCCAACACGUCGACUUUCAGGACUUUUUCAGACGACUUCUUCUUCUCUUCCUCUUCUUCCUCCUCUUCCUCUUCUCGCUGCAGUUUCCAGUACGAUCUCUUUACUCUUCUGUAUUUGUGCCUCUUUAAACAUUUCAGCUCAUAGUUUUUACUGUUGCUUCGGCAUGACUAGUUUUUUAAGUGAAAUAUUUAAAACUACAUGUUAUGAAUAUUUUUAGAACAGAAAAAGUUGUGACACGUUGAUUAUGCAUUUUAACUUUGUGUACGUACCUGUUGUAAUAAUUGUGUUUUCUGGGGAUGCCUCUCGAUCUGUUACACCAGCUACGUGGUCUUAUUACGCCAAGAAGUGGGAAACUCACUCGUCACUUAGGAGCAAAGUUAAAGGUGAAACUCCGAAGCUGCUCAGCCCGAAAAACAAACAAACAUUUCCUGUUUUUAUUAACGACGGGUUUUCAGUGGAAAAUAAAUCUGUCACUUUCUUUUCAGUUGCCAUGGGAAAAAAAAAAAAUACAGUCAUCUUGUUUUGUUUCGCAUUUUGACGACGUGUAUCUGAAUCACGAUCUUUUUAAAAUCAGGGACCAAAUAUCCUAAACUUCUACUGUUCAAAUAAAUUGUUAUUUACUAAA
Molecule: messenger RNA, 2809 nt
Organism: Hippoglossus stenolepis (Pacific halibut)
Lineage: Eukaryota; Metazoa; Chordata; Actinopteri; Pleuronectiformes; Pleuronectidae
Gene: lima1a
Product: LIM domain and actin binding 1a
Exons: 11
Coding region: 120-2183 (687 amino acids)
Biological process (GO): actin filament bundle assembly
Cellular component (GO): actin cytoskeleton; plasma membrane
Molecular function (GO): actin filament binding
Source: RefSeq, a predicted model, not a curated record